AUGAGAAUCACCAUCCUUCUCGCGACUGGCCUGGCCGGUUUUGCCGCCGCCACACCCUUGCUGCCCCGCUACGUCCUCGAGGACAUGGACACGCUGGCUGUGCGCCAGGAAGGCGAAGGUCAGACUGGGGAGGGUCAGGAGGGUCAGGAGUGGCAGCCCGACGCAAAUGGGGAGUGGAAGCCCGAAGAUCAGGGGGACGACCAGGGGAGCGGCGGGGAGGAGUGGAAGCCCGAGGAGAACCAAGAGUGGAAGGAGGAGGAGAAUCACGACGAGGAGAACAACGACGAGGAGGACCACGAUGUGGGAAAUCACGACCAGGAAUGGAAGCCUGAGGAGGAGAACCACAAUGAGGAAGGCGACCAGCAUGAGGAGGGUGACCACAGCGAAGAGUGGGAGCCUGAGGGAAAAGACGACGGACAGUGGAAGCCGGAGGACAAUCAUGAGGAAGGACAGGCACAGGAGGAGUGGAAACCCGACAACGCGGACAACGCUGAGGAAGAGUGGAAGCCGGAGGAGAAUCAGGAGGAGUGGCACCCGGAGGAGAAGCAGGAGGAGUGGAAGCCGGAGUGGGAUCAGGAGGAGUGGAAGCCCGAAGAUGGGCAGAAUCCUGAAGAGCAGCAGCCUCAUGAGGACCAGAAACCCGAGGAGAAUGACGGUGAGGGCUCCGACUCCAGCGAGGAGUACGUUUCUGCUCCCGGUGAGCGGCCGUUCCACUGGAAGCCUGAAUCCCUCGACACGAUGCACAAGCUUGAGGACUGGAUCAAGGCCGAACGCUAUGGCAGGCAGUAA
Messenger RNA from Trichosporon asahii var. asahii CBS 2479, 789 nucleotides. RefSeq lists its product as uncharacterized. The transcript has a single exon. Bases 1 to 789 code for a protein of 262 amino acids. The record is from RefSeq and is a predicted model, not a curated record. Lineage: Eukaryota; Fungi; Basidiomycota; Tremellomycetes; Trichosporonales; Trichosporonaceae.